Messenger RNA from Ixodes scapularis (black-legged tick), 1855 nucleotides. RefSeq lists its product as uncharacterized. Bases 85 to 753 code for a protein of 222 amino acids. NCBI's taxonomy places the organism in Eukaryota, Metazoa, Arthropoda, Arachnida, Ixodida, Ixodidae. The record is from RefSeq and is a predicted model, not a curated record. The transcript is spliced from 5 exons.
GAUAUUACGUGUGCGCAGCGGGAUAUCUUUCGCGUCCUGCGCGGUAUUCGUCAGACGCGAGCCGCACCCCGGGACCCGACAGUCAUGAAGGCAGCUUUCGGCGUGGUUGUUCUUCUCGCCUGCGCACUCCAGUGGCCCCGAGGCAUUUUGGCCGUCGAAGAAUGCGAUCUUCGAGGUGCUGCGAAAUGCUUCAAAAAGCUGUUCGAUGUCAUGAAUGACAACAUGCCCCACCUGGCACAGGAAGAGGAGAGCGCUCUGGACGGUCAGAUCGACAUCCUCAUUGGUCAUCUCCCCGCCCAACCGGACUGCUUCGGACCGUCGGAGCAGUGCGCGACUGCGGCCGAGAAAGAAUACUUUACUCGGGCAAGGCUGAACUACGAGAAGUUCCGCCAAGAAAUCGUGCACGAGAGUUCCUUCAAAGAGCUGAUUAGAGCUUUCAAGUGCUACGACGGCGAGCGUUUCAAGGCCUGCGUGUCCAAAAUUAUCCUGAAUUUCUUCUCCGUGCCCCUGAAGACGUCGAAGGCUGGCAUCAAGGAACUUACCGAUGCCGCCGUCGAGGCCACGCGGACCUGCCUGGUGCCCCAGGGAACGUGUCCCGAGUCGGCCAAGCCAGGCAAGGAGGUCGCCGAGAAGCUGCUCGCCGCCUUCCAGGACGCCUGGAGCAAAGACGUCAACGGGGUGCCAGCUCCCGGCUCUUCCCUCGGAGUAGUGGCGCUGGUGCUCGUCCCGCUGGCGGCGCACAGGCUCCUCUGAAUGGCUCGUGGGGAAAUUCCCUCGGUGAAUUGGGAGCGGUCUUGGAGCGCGUCAGCUUAUAUUGCCUGGGUGCUUACAGCCGUCUUUGGUUUGGAUGGUCGCCAUUAUAACUGGACUGGUUUCGCGAAGCCGCGGUGCAGUUCCCGCAGUGCUCUUUCGCUCCAUUCGUUCCCUGGUUACGUCCACUUUCCCGCUUACGUAUAGGGAAACAGUCGCCUCGCACUCUUCCAAGAACGCGCCGCGAAGAGGUGUGGACCGAGCGGCCAUGGCACAACGUAUACGCGACAGCGUACCGAGGCCCAGAGACGACGCGGUUUGCGGCUGCGCGAAACCGCCGACACCCUGGAGAAAAAAAAAAUUGGCUCUUCUAAGACAAUAGAGGAACCGUUGGCGGCGAUCAAGGUGAGUUGUGGUGGCUGCGUUUGAAACCGCUGACGCCUGGGAGGACUGACCAAAUUCCCGAGCACCACGGUUUGCGGGCCGUUGCGAGGUGGGAUGCGCCAUCUUUCGCCGGGUUAGAACCCCUGCACGAAACGCUAUACGCGUUUCGUCGAGAUUCAGCGUAGCGACAAGAGCUACUGUGGCAUAAUUUGUUUUGUUUGUGUCUUCUUGGUUGUGCGAGCGCGCACUUGCGUCUACCGCACUAAAGGUGCGAGCUCUUUUGGGGCGCUCUAAAUUCACCGAGGGAAUAUAAAGUCCGUUACUCCGCGCGGGGACUCCUUUGUUUAGUCUUCAGAUUUCUAUUAAAGCAAAAUGAAUACGGGACCGUAAAUACCUUUCUAACUCCAAGUUUCCCCUCGUUGAUUGUGACUAGGGUUCUGUGUUUUCGGUAGAUUCCAAUAAACCCCGGUAAAUAACCCCCGACAGGGUUUUUAUUAAAACCGUGCAAAACCGAACAACCCUGAAUUAGAUGCAUAUUGUUGGGCUAGUUGGUACUGGGAAUUUGACGUCAUGAUUGCGCUUAAGAAGAGGACAAAAGGGAGACUAGACAACACGGUGCGCUCCGUGUUGUCUAGUCUCCCUUUUGUCCUCGUCUUAAGCGCCAUCAUGACGUGAAAUUCCCAGAAUUAGAGCUGUCCUCGAAUAAAAACUACGCAAGCUU